AUGGAGUGUCUCCGUGGCUACGCCACCCUCAUAAAACGUGCGCCUGUGAAGCUUCCAUGCGAUGCGCAGAGUGGCGGGAGCGCGCCGCUGCAUGGAAGCUACCCGUGGUACGCCGUGCGCCAAGCCUGCACCGCUACGGCUGCUGCGAGCGGCAAUGCUGUAGGCGGUGGCGGCAAGGGCCACCCGACGCACACCACGUCGUCAGCUUCUGCAGGCGUUUCAGAGCUGCCCAACAAGUUCAUCUACGCGCCUCGACUCCGCUACACGGCCCCGUGGCGCAGCAAGCAGCUAACCGACUUUCUCGCCUGCAAGGACGACGUCGCCCUCUCGAUCGCGCACACGUACCGCAACCCGGACACGGACGUCACCGUCACCCUUAUCCCACUCCGACAUUUUGCUCACCCCGAAUUCUUCAAGCAGGUGGACGACCUGUGCAACCAGCACGAGUCGGUACUGAUGGAGGGCCGCACCCCGCUCAGCAGUGCUCCCUACUCCACGAUGGUGCCGCCGCGAGAGAGGGUCAAGUGCACGCGGCCGAUGGAGCACGAGGAUGACGAGGGCUGGGAGCCGCGAGAGGUUGAGAGCUUCUUUCAGCCCUUCUCGUGGGGCGUCAAGGACUCGCCAAAUCACACAGUGGUGCAUGCAGCGGACAAGUACGACUACGAGAAGCUGCCUUGGUGGUGCUCCGUGCGCUUCAACGCGCCUGUGCUCGGCAGUUUUGCUCGGGAGCAGCACUGCCUUAACAUGAUCUACCCUCUCCGCGAAAAUAUGUACAAGUCCUUUGCCAUCCCCUGGGGGGCCGCCCACAUGCCGGUCUUUCACGAGAUGCUGCUCGACAACGGGUUCGAAAAUGUUGGCAUGUGCUCCCUCCUCGUGCUGAGCCGCACGGAUGGCAUUAUCAGCGAGGGUGAGUUCAUCAAGAUGCAGCACUGGCAGCGCAAGCGUGCUCGUCGCGUUUGGUACCUGUACGGCAUCGGCCUCGUCUCCCUGUGGCGGCUCCUCUAUGCGCACCUCACUAUCGACUACCGCAGCGGACCACGGGAGAUGUAA
This is a messenger RNA of Leishmania mexicana MHOM/GT/2001/U1103, 1050 nucleotides long. RefSeq lists its product as hypothetical. The coding region runs from base 1 to 1050 and encodes 349 amino acids. The transcript has a single exon. The record is from RefSeq and is a predicted model, not a curated record. NCBI's taxonomy places the organism in Eukaryota, Euglenozoa, Kinetoplastea, Trypanosomatida, Trypanosomatidae.